Molecule: messenger RNA, 3613 nt
Organism: Exaiptasia diaphana
Lineage: Eukaryota; Metazoa; Cnidaria; Anthozoa; Actiniaria; Aiptasiidae
Product: nose resistant to fluoxetine protein 6
Exons: 15
Coding region: 1073-3157 (694 amino acids)
Molecular function (GO): acyltransferase activity, transferring groups other than amino-acyl groups
Source: RefSeq, a predicted model, not a curated record
UCUGCUGUGGCUCGCCCGAACACCAUGUAUCUUUUUGAAGUACAUAAGUCUCUGAUAGAUUUGGUCUUGUCGGACAGUUAUGGGAUUUGAACUUGCUUAGCUUGUUGAUAUAACCAGGAAUGCCCUUUCUUUACUGACCUUUUCAGGGAGAAGAUAGAAGGACGAUACCUUUGCAGAUUAGCUUGUAUACCUCUAGCACCCACGACAUGAGACUUCGGUUUGUUGAAGUAAAAUUUACUUAGGUUUAAAGUCAUUUCUGCGACAAGAAAACAAUGUUAAUGUUCACGCAGGAGUAUUGCUAGAUGAAGAUUGGAGCGAUCAUAGUUUUAUAGAGCCGGAUAACCAUCUUGUUGAGAUCGCUGCCACGGCGCCAACUAUCACCGAGACUUUGCAAACUGUCUGAUUUUGAUACUGUGGUAUACUUGACCUUUUUAAAAUUACUACAAUAAUCCAGUUUCGAAUUCUCCAAUGCUGUGCCUCAUUUUUAACUCGAAGAUUGCGAAGCAAUCGAAGAGUUAUAGGAGGGAGAUAGAUGAUGGUGUGUGAGGUGAGGUGGACUUACAUGCUGGUAUUAAUUUGGAGUCGUGAACCAACAAGUAUUCACAAAAUACUUAAAUAACAUAGUGUUUUGUACCGGAUAAUCCACCGUGUCAAUCGUUCCUCGUUACCAGAAAUAUUACUCCUUGGUACAAAGUCUGUUAGACUUUAUUCCAUGUGUUGAACUCACUUGAUGAGGUCAAUCGCAUGCCAUAGUGGUAUGACUUUUCAGUACCUUCUAAAAUUACAUGUGUAAACGUCUUUAGAAAUUAGUAGAGAACAAAAUAAAAUAAAAGAAGUAGAAUGAUACCGAACGUUUUUAACAUGAUAAGUGAGUUUGGGGAUUUUGAACUAAUCGAAGAUUCAUAUGUUUUUUACUUUCACCCCUCCCGGCCAGCAAACGUCCCCUCCUCUACAGCGUUAUGCGAUACAGCAAAAAUAGAUAUGAGUCGCCUCAGUCCAAUCGCAUCUGAUUCCACCUAUUGGACUUUCAUUACUUGUCUAUACAGCAGAAAAUUUUGGAGUCGAAGUCGUCAUGCAGAAUCGUUUUGUUCUUGUCUGUCUUUUAGGCUUUUUUAUUGUUCGUGUUUAUCAAGCGCUGCCUUCAUUUUCUAUGCAGAAUUUAAAGGAUAUUGAUCACCGAAAUUUGCGGGAAAUGGAGCUGUUUAGCAAAAAAGCUCUUCGUAUAGUUCAAGCUAAGCUUUCGCAAGAGUGUUCUGAUGCAGUUUUCCACUUGUUGUUGAACGACUCCAAUUUACUACCAGCAUAUAUUGACGCCGCUGGUAAGAUUCCAAGUGGUAUUUUGGAAGGGGAUUCGUCGUGGCUUGGAUCAUACAGUACCUGCAAAAAUAUCUCAUCUGCUCAUUACUGCCUGGCCAAUGUAUUGCAGAUUAAGGUAUUGAAAGAUAAGAAAUUACCACUUCGAUGGGGCGUUUGCGUACCAAGUGCAUGUAGUGAGCAUGACGUAGCAGUUGCCAUAGAAGAUAUCUUAGCUGCUUUUCACCUCAAAGCAAAGACAUUGAAUUCAACGAGGCCAGAUCCCAUACAUGUCAACUGUGUCAAACCGUUAGAGUACGGGUCUGCUGAUAUACUGUGCUUGAUCAUUUGUGGUACUCUUGGUUUGCUCUGUUUAUUUGGCACAUUAUACGACUUGCUUGAAACUCCUUUGCCGUCUAAAAAGUCAAACGAAGAAAAUGUUGUACAGAAUGAUGACGCAGUCGUUCAUGAAGACACUUCAUUCUACAGCGACAGAGAUGCACUAGUAAAUCAUGGCAGCAUGAGUCCUUCAGCUGAGAUUGUACCAAGAAAAAAACCUAUCAUCAUCAGAUUUUUCAAGUGCUUUUCCAUUAUUGCAAAUACGAAGAAAAUCAUGGACACCAAGACAGCACCAGGAGCCAUCACCUCCAUUAAUGGAAUGAGAGUACUGAGUAUCUCAUGGGUUGUGCUUGGUCAUGCCUACCUCAUUUUUGUAGAUCUUUUCGUUGCAAACAAUUUUCGGACAACUUCAAAGAUCAUCCACAGGUUUUCUUUCCAAGCCAUUGAAAAUGCUACCCUUUCAGUGGACAGCUUCUUCUUCUUAAGCGGUCUUCUGGUAAGCUACAUUGGACUUAGACGAAUGAAAAAGAACAAUGGAAGACUUCCCCUACUUCAGUUCUAUUUACAUCGAUAUUUGAGGUUAACUCCAACCUACAUGUUUUGUAUACUGUUUUUCACAAGCCUGUUCAAACAUGUUGGUGAGGGACCAUUGUGGGACAUUACUCAACUGACUAACAAAUGCAACACCAAAUGGUGGACAAAUUUGCUAUACAUAAACAAUUUCUAUCCUGAAGAAUUUCUUGAUGAGUGUAUGAGGUGGUCCUGGUAUUUAGCCAAUGACUUCCAGUUUUAUUGCAUUGCACCAUUGUUUUUGUACGCCAUGUACAGGUUCAAGCUCCCAGGAAUGGCCCUAACAGUUGGUAGUUUCCUGGUGGCGAGUUUCAUAGCUACUGGAGCCAUUGUAGGCUAUUAUCAUUUCGUGGCAAAUCCCAUGGGUACCUCCCCUCAUUCAACGAACUACGUCUACAUCAAGCCUUAUUGCCGCAUAUCACCUUACCUCGUUGGUAUUGUACUUGGUUAUGUCUUCGUUGCUGACAAAACGCAUUCAUUCCUGCUAAAACUUCGAACUAUCCCGCGAAUGAUAUUCCUGGUAAUUGGCUGGUCCAUUGCCUUUACCUGUGCUUUCUCGUCUUUAUAUGGAUUGUACAAAAAAUACAGAGCUGACAAUCCAAUACCAUUGACAGAUACCGAGAAUGUUGUGUAUGUGACAUUUUCCAGAUUCGCUUGGGCCCUCUCCCUUGCAUGGGUUAUUUACGUGUGUCAUGCUGGAUUUGGGGGUCUGGUGGACAAUAUUUUAUCAGCUCGAUUCUGGAUUCCUUUGAGUCGAUUGACAUACAGUGUUUACCUAGUUCAUCCCAUGGUCCUUGGAGCGUUUUAUGGCAGCCUACAGAGUACUGUGGCAUACACUGAUUUCUUAAUGGUAAUCUUCUUCCUCGGUUGUUUAAUGGUGUCGUAUGGCUUGUCGUUCAUUCUCGCGAUAGCGAUUGAAUUUCCCACCAUGCAACUCGAGAAAUUAUUUGACUGACUUUCGACUAGUGAGCUAAAGUUGUCGCGUCAAAGGGAAAUUAUUCCAUAGCUUUUAUAGGACUGUUUACGAUAACAAUUUUGUCAUGCGACAAGAUCGGCGAUUUUUAUGGCGAUUUUAUCCAUAAAUCGCGCAUGCUGACAAUCUGCAAAUUCAAGGCGAUUUCAUUGCGAUAGGUCGUAGGUAUAUAGCAGUGAAUUCGAACUUGCUCGAAAUUUUUGUGCAAAUCGCUACGAUUUUCACUUGAAAUUUGUAUGUAAAAUCAGCGUGAAUAUUGCAGACUGUUUACACGUGACAUGAAAUCACCGCAAAAAUCACAGCUUAUGUUGCGUGACAAACUUGCUUAUGUUGCGUGACAAACUUGCUAGUGAAAACAGGCUAUAUAUUCCACAUGUUGCUUGUGACUAAAGACCAUAUAUUGUAUUGAACAGUAAAUUGGCAGAUAUGAUUUGUGCA